Messenger RNA from Olea europaea var. sylvestris, 1135 nucleotides. RefSeq lists its product as uncharacterized. Gene Ontology annotation, molecular function: ubiquitin-protein transferase activity; zinc ion binding. Lineage: Eukaryota; Viridiplantae; Streptophyta; Magnoliopsida; Lamiales; Oleaceae. The transcript is spliced from 8 exons. Gene Ontology annotation, cellular component: membrane. Gene Ontology annotation, biological process: protein ubiquitination. The record is from RefSeq and is a predicted model, not a curated record. Bases 29 to 886 code for a protein of 285 amino acids.
AUUCUUACUGAGAUUUUUGUCCGACGCAAUGGGAGAGCCCUCUGUUGAUCACAUGCCCGCAUCAUUGCAGUCACUGCAAAGGGGUGAGGCUUCUGCGGAGAGUUCACACCCUCAAACUGUUGCUCCAUUUAUUUCAGUAAUUGAUAUUCAGGAUGAUGAACAACAACUAGUAGCUGGUGAAGAAGACUGUUUGAUUCAAGUUAUGGAAUGUCGCAUUUGUCAGGAAGAAGACAAUGUUAAAAAUUUAGAGAUUCCUUGUGCUUGUAGUGGCAGUCUGAAGUAUGCGCAUAGGAAAUGUGUCCAGCGAUGGUGCAAUGAGAAAGGAGAUGUAACAUGCGAGAUUUGCCAGCAGCGUUACCAACCAGGCUAUACAGCUCCACCUCCUAUCCAACCUGAUGAUACCACCAUUGAAAUCAGUGGGGGCUGGACUAUUGCUAGUUCUCCUUUGGAUUUGCGUGACCCGCGACUUCUGGCUAUGGCGGCAGCUGAACGUCAUCUUCUCGAGGCUGAUUAUGAUGAGUACGCUGACUCAAAUGCUAGUGGAGCUGCAUUUUGUCGUUCUGCUGCUUUGAUUCUAAUGGCUCUUCUACUCUUGAGGCAUGCUUUAACAUUGGGAAAUGGUGGCAGUGCUGAUGAUGAUGUAUCAACCUUUUUUUCCCUUUUCUUGCUUCGGGCUGCCGGCUUCCUUCUUCCCUGCUACAUUAUGGCUUGGGCCAUCAGUAUGUUGCAGCAUCGAAGACAAAGGCAGGAAGCCGAAGCUCUAGCAGCAAGUGAAGUUGCUUUCAGGCUGCAGGCAGGGCAACAUGGGGGUUUGCAGGUCACAAUAGCACCCGAACCUGGAGCAAUAACAGGACCAAGCGUGAAUCCUCAUCCAGAGCCCGUUUAAUUAACUCUCAGCUUUCAUACAUCCUGCACACAUUGACAUAUGAAGAACUGAAGAUGACAGGUUUUUUCUUGUAGAAUCUUGGUGUGUUUUCUACAGAACUCUGUAUUCUGUUUCAGUAUUUUCUUUUUCUCUGCAAAUUUUAAACCAAACUUGCUCGAAUUGCACCUUUGUUUGUAUUCAGGGAAUCUUAAAUUUACAGAGCCGUUUUCGAAUAUAUCGAGUAUGACAGCGUUUGUUUUGAUCAGAUAA